AACUUUAGUAGUUUUGCAGAGUAGUAGACUAACAUGAAAUUCUUAAUAAUUUUUGCUUUGGCUUUGGCCAGUGCCACCGCUGAAUUGCAGCAGCGCAAUGUUGUAGUACCCGUCGUUGAAACUGAGGGUCGUAUUACCAAUGGCAAUAAUGCUGCUGUGGGUCAAUUUCCCUAUCAAGUUGGUUUGUCGUUGAAAGUUAAUUUUCUUUCCUCCUCCUGGUGUGGUGGUUCUUUGAUCGGCAACCAAUGGGUUUUGACUGCUGCCCAUUGUACUGAUGGCAUUAACACCAUUACCGUUUACUUGGGUGCUACCGUGCGUACCGUAGCUGAAGUUAGCUAUACUGUUACCAAGGAUAAUGUCUUGAUUCAUGCUGGCUGGAAUAGUAAAACUUUAAAGAAUGACAUCUCUUUGAUUAAAAUCCCUGCUGUGGCUUAUUCAGCCAAGAUCCAACCAGUUAAAUUGCCCGCCAUUGCCAAUUCUUACUCUACAUAUACUGGUGAUUAUGUUAUUGCCUCCGGUUGGGGUCGUAUCUCUGAUGAAGCCAGUGGUGUUACUAAUCAUUUGCAAUGGGCUCGCAUGCAAGUAAUCAGCAAUGCUGUUUGUGCUCAAACUUAUGGUUCGGCAAUUGUUACUGCCUCCAAUAUUUGCAUUUCUACUGCUAAUGCUGUUUCCACCUGUAAUGGUGAUUCUGGUGGUCCUUUGGUUUUGGAAUCCAGCAAGGUUCAAGUUGGUUUGACUUCGUUCGGUGCUAAAGUUGGAUGUGAAAAGGGUUAUCCUACCGCUUUUACCCGUUUGACUAGCUAUUUGACCUGGAUCCAGGCCAAUACUGGUAUUGCCUACUAAGUGUUUUCAUGUAGUUGAUAGUAAUCGAAUAAAAUUGUUUUAAUUUAUUAAACAA
Lucilia cuprina (Australian sheep blowfly) is the source of this 898-nucleotide messenger RNA. Its product is annotated as serine protease 1-like. The transcript has a single exon. Bases 34 to 843 code for a protein of 269 amino acids. Gene Ontology annotation, molecular function: serine-type endopeptidase activity. The record is from RefSeq and is a predicted model, not a curated record. NCBI's taxonomy places the organism in Eukaryota, Metazoa, Arthropoda, Insecta, Diptera, Calliphoridae. Gene Ontology annotation, biological process: proteolysis.